This is a messenger RNA of Rotaria sordida, 555 nucleotides long. The record is from the annotation of a GenBank genome assembly. Lineage: Eukaryota; Metazoa; Rotifera; Eurotatoria; Philodinida; Philodinidae.
AUGCAUACAAACAAUGUUACAGACUUAUCGGCAAUUAUAACUGAUAAAAAUAAAAAAACCACUUCGGCUGGUGCAGAAAGACGAAAAAAAAGACCUGCUCCUCUACCACCUAAUUGUCAAGAAAAGCAAGGUAUGACUGAUGAUCAUGCAUCCGAAGAACGAACUCCAAAUGUUAUUUCAAGAUAUGUUGAUCAAUCAAUAUGUGUCAAUGUGACUGAGACAACGGUGAAAGCUCCUGCAAACGUUCAAGUGUUACUUAAACUUGCUGGUGAAGAAUUGCUUAAAAUAGCAGCAACUGAAUUAUCAGCACAAAAAAUGAAGCGAAGUAUUUCUGGUGAUAUUCAGAUGGAAGUAAAAAAAAUCAUGAUUAACCAUGAGCAUUCAAGCCAGAAGAGUCAAUUGAUUGCUGCUGCACCGCCUGCAAUUAAAUUUGUUAGUGCAGCUACGAUGAUCAGCUUGACACAAACAAGCAAUAAUGCGAUACCGGAAAUAUCUGAUGAAGAGUUACUUGAAAUGGCUUUGAUGCUUGAAAAACAACAAGAACAACAACAAUAA